UGAGCUUCACACCAUGUACACAUACUGCUGCCUGGCGCCUGGGCAGGACGUCUGGCCUCUGCUGCAGCACCUCACCUACACCUACCUGCCCGCCCCUCCGCUGCUGCCCCCCAUUCAGGCCCACAACUUCUGCAGCCGGCCCCCGAGCCUGAGCGCGGGCGAGGGGACGGCUCCGCGGGAAUACCACUGCUUCCACGCCACGGGCGCGACGCUAGUGGUCACGCCGCCCUUGUGGGCCUUCCCGCAGGCCUACGCCGCGGCCCUGCAACCGCCGUUCCCAGCGCCCAGCUACCCAGGGCCGUCACUGCAGGAGCCCGCAGCUGCGGGGCCGGCGGCGGUCGAGAACGGGAUGCAGUGGCCGGAAGGCGGCAGCCUGCAAGCUGAGCUGCGAUGGGGCCGCGUGGAGCGUGCGCUCGGGCCGCGCCUCGAGCUGCCGGACUUCGUGCGCCGGGAGCUGCGGCGAGCGUACGGCACGUACCCACGCACAGACGUGCGCGUCACCUAUCGCGGCGGCGAGUUCCUGCUGCAGGGCGCGCCGCGCGUGCGCGAGACCGAGUACCGUAUGGAGAGGCGAGUGCUGCGCCGGCCAGCCAGCAGCUGCAGCGGUGACAGCAGCCCCGCGGGGGAAGCGGCGGAGCGCGGCCGCCGGAAGAAGAGGAAAGACUUGAGCUGAGGGCGCCGCGAGGCCCGGCGGCCGGCCAGGGUUAUUGCUGGAUGGCGGGGCAAGGGCGAGAAUGGAUCAAGGACAUCUCUGGGUGGGUGUCCUAUUACUCCUUCCUUCUACUUGGGCUUGGGAAGCCUGAGUGUGUGGUGGAAGGAGGGCCUGAACCCUUUGUUUCCUCUCUCCUUCCUCCCCAUCUUCUUCCCCUUUGAAGCCUGCCCUGCAAUAAGCCCCCACUUUCGCUUUUUCCUGUCCUCCCUCCAGCAAAGCGCUCCAAACUCCCCAAGUUGAGGGCCCACCUAUCCCCAGCUUGUAAGAAAAGUAAAUAAAUGAGUGAAGUCAAGUGUAGGCUUCAAGAUCAUUUUUAUGCUUGGGGAUGGGGGUUUUUCUUCAUCUGUGUAAUGUGAGCCUUACUUUCCAUCUUGGGGUACAAGGUGUUGGAGGUGAGUAUUAGAGUGGACCUCUGGAAAAAG
Molecule: messenger RNA, 1134 nt
Organism: Balaenoptera musculus (blue whale)
Lineage: Eukaryota; Metazoa; Chordata; Mammalia; Artiodactyla; Balaenopteridae
Gene: C16H10orf95
Product: chromosome 16 C10orf95 homolog
Exons: 2
Coding region: 14-673 (219 amino acids)
Source: RefSeq, a predicted model, not a curated record